AUGGAGGGCGAGGUACCAACCGAACGCAAAUCACGCAAAUCCGUUGCCUUCACCGACGAACAAGUUGUUGUCGACGCUGACGGUUCAGUGACCAUGGUUAACGCUACCGAAGAACCCAAGGAUUCGGCUCAGUCCCAUACGCCUCGUACGCCGCCGCUUUCUGCCGCCCUUGAGUCCUUUACUGAUUCGCAAACGACAGCCGCUGAGGACCUUCCCCCAGCUGAGGAUGGUGGUCUCGACCUUUCCCUGCUCAAGAAGAAGAAGAAGAAGUCAAAGAAGGUCGACGAUGCCGAUGCCGACGCCGACGCUGCCCCCGCUGACGAUGCUACCCCCGCCGAGGAUGGAGGCCUUGACCUGACUCUGAAGAAGAAGAAGAAGAAGAAGGCCCCCAAGGGCGACGAUGAUUUCACCAAGCAGCUCGAGAAACUUGAGCUCAAGGAGGGCGAGGAAGUUGAGGAGGUUCCCCAGGAGCAGGAGGGUGAUAUGAACGAGGGAACCGGCAUUUGGGCUCACGAUGAGACCAAGACCAUCGGCUACAGCAUGCUCCUUUCCCGCUUCUUCCACCAACUCACCGAGAGAAACCCCGACCACACUUCCCCGGGAACCAAGAGCUACAAGAUCCCUCCUCCUCAGUGCAUGCGAGAAGGCAACCGAAAAACCGUCUUUGCCAACAUCGCCGACAUCUCUAAGCGUAUGAAGAGAACAGAGGAGCAUCUUACUGCCUAUCUUUUUGCCGAGUUGGGUACCAGCGGUUCCGUUGACGGAAGCCGAAGGUUAGUCAUCAAGGGUCGUUUCCAGCAGAAGCAGAUCGAGAACGUUGUCCGAAAAUACAUCAUCGAGUAUGUCACCUGCAAGACCUGCAAAUCUCCCGACACCGAACUCAACAAGGGUGAGAACCGUCUUUACUUCAUCACCUGCAACAACUGCGGCUCCCGACGAAGUGUUACCGCUAUCAAGACUGGUUUCUCCGCUCAGGUCGGCAAGCGAAGAAAGAUGCAGGGCUAA
Molecule: messenger RNA, 1005 nt
Organism: Fusarium tjaetaba
Lineage: Eukaryota; Fungi; Ascomycota; Sordariomycetes; Hypocreales; Nectriaceae
Product: translation initiation factor 2 subunit 2
Exons: 3
Coding region: 1-1005 (334 amino acids)
Biological process (GO): formation of cytoplasmic translation initiation complex; translational initiation; formation of translation preinitiation complex
Cellular component (GO): eukaryotic translation initiation factor 2 complex
Molecular function (GO): translation initiation factor activity; translation initiation factor binding; mRNA binding
Source: RefSeq, a predicted model, not a curated record